Messenger RNA from Suncus etruscus (white-toothed pygmy shrew), 1398 nucleotides. RefSeq names its product nuclear receptor subfamily 0 group B member 1 (gene NR0B1). Gene Ontology annotation, cellular component: cytoplasm; nucleus. The transcript is spliced from 2 exons. Lineage: Eukaryota; Metazoa; Chordata; Mammalia; Eulipotyphla; Soricidae. The record is from RefSeq and is a predicted model, not a curated record. Gene Ontology annotation, biological process: negative regulation of transcription by RNA polymerase II. The coding region runs from base 1 to 1398 and encodes 465 amino acids. Gene Ontology annotation, molecular function: transcription corepressor activity; transcription factor binding.
AUGGAGGGCGAGGACCAGCAGGGCAGCAUCCUCUACAACAUGCUGCUGAGCGCCAAGCAAAAGCAAGCGGCCCGCGAGGCGCCCGAAGCGCAGCCGGGCACCACUUGCUGGGGCUGCGCUUGCGGCAGCGCCGAGCCCCCGGCGGGCACAGAGAGGCUGCGGGGGUGUGUGCGGGCAGCAACGCUCCUGUACCGCUGCUGCUUUUGCGGAGAAAAACACCCGCGCCGGGGCAGCAUCCUCUACAACAUGCUCACCAAAGCCAAGCAAGUGCAAGCCGCGACGGAGAUGCCGGGCGCACGGGGCGAGAGCCCUUGCUGGGGCUGCUACUGCGGCGCUCGCGCGCUGUCCCCGGUGAGUGGCGGGGAUUGGCCGGCCGGCCGGUCCGCGGGGCUGGUGUACCGCUGCUGCUAUUGCGGGGAAGGGCACCCCCGGCAGAGUAGCAUCCUCUACCGCUUGCUCACGAGUUCCCCGCAAACGCACGUGCUUCCCGAAGCGCCCCCGGCGCAGCUGGCGAGCGCGUAUUGGAACCGCUCCUACUGGGCGCACCAGCAGAGAGGCGAAUUCCAGGAGCCCGGCGCGCCCAUCGGGCCCCUCCAGUACCCCUGCUACUUCUGCGGUCAAGAUCACUCCCAGCAGGGCGGCAUCCCCUACCGCUUGCCCCUGGCAGCCCAGGCCGUGCCCAUGGCUCUGGCGGAGCAAGCGGGCAGGUGCUGCUGGGACCCCGCCUGUGGCGCGCCACGCCGGGUGACCCUCCAGAGUCCACAGGUGGUCGGCGAGGCCGCCUCCGCCGGCUUGUUGAAGACCAUCCGCUUCGUCAAGUAUUUGCCCUGCUUCCAAGUGCUGCCUCUGGACCAGCAACUGCUGCUGGUCAGCAGCUGCUGGGCGUCUCUGCUCAUGCUGGAGCUGGCUCAAGACCACCUCAACUUGGAAACCGUGGAGACUUCCGAGUGCAGCCGCCCGCAAAAAAUGCUCACCGCCAGGCGGCGGGAGACCGCCGGAGAAGAGUUGGAGUUCCAGCCCUACGCGAAGCACUUUCCCACGGCGGCCGCCACCGAAGUGCAAACUCUCAAAGGUUUUCUCGCCAAGUGCUGGAGCCUGGAGAUCAAUACCAAGGAGUACGCUUAUCUGAAGGGCAUCGUGCUCUUUAACCCGGACCUGCCUGGCUUGAGAUGCAUGAAAUAUAUCCAGGGACUUCAGUGGGGAACUCAGCAGAUCCUCAAUGAGCAUGUCAAGAUGACGUACGGGGAGCACCAUCCCAGAUUCGCCGAAUUGAACAGCACCCUUUUCCUACUGAGGUUCAUCAGUUCUGAUGUCAUUGCUGAACUGUUCCUCAGGCCUAUCAUUGGUGCAGUCAGCAUGGAUGAUAUGAUACUAGAAAUGCUCUGUGCCACAUUAUGA